Maudiozyma barnettii is the source of this 1077-nucleotide messenger RNA. It is a transcript of the gene OST6, whose product is annotated as dolichyl-diphosphooligosaccharide--protein glycotransferase. Bases 1 to 1077 code for a protein of 358 amino acids. The record is from RefSeq and is a predicted model, not a curated record. The transcript has a single exon. Lineage: Eukaryota; Fungi; Ascomycota; Saccharomycetes; Saccharomycetales; Saccharomycetaceae. Gene Ontology annotation, cellular component: oligosaccharyltransferase complex.
AUGUAUCAACGAUUAAUAUUUAAUACUAGAAGUGUCGAACAUAAUAUAGAUCACUUUGGUUACAUAAUGAAAUUGCGAUUGAACAUUUUGGUUUACAUAGCAGCUAUAGUGCAAUGUGCUUGUGUUGCUGCUUUGCUACAAUCGAAUGAUAUUCGACAAUAUAAGGAUGAACAUGAAAUAAUACAUGUCACUGAGGAGUUAUAUAAAGAGUUACAAUAUGGGGUAGAGGGAGAAUAUUCCGUCUUAUAUAUUACCAUAUAUUCAACGAACGAAGAUGGAAGUUAUAAAUGUCCUAUGUGUUUGGAAUUUGAAGAAACGAUACAUGGUGUACAAGAGAUUAUUAAGAAGCAGAGACCUGACAUCCCAAUUUCAUACUAUAUUGUAGAUGCAUACGAAGUUCCUUCGUUGAUUAAAGAUAUGGGUAUUGAGAAUGUACCUCAUUUAGUGGUAUAUCCUCCUAUCAAUAUGAUGAAACAAGAAACGGAACCGUUCUCUUGGGCUAAAGGACAAUUCUACCAAUAUGAACUUACACCAGACCAUUCAAAUGAUGUAUUACAUUUUGGUGAUUUCCUUGCUCAAGUACUAAAUAUAUAUAUUGAAGUCGAGGAAGAUUUUGAUACAGGGAAAUUUAUGCAAUAUUUUGUUGGAUCUACAAUUGCGUUUGUGUUCUUGAAAAAAGUCAUAUGGCCCAUUGUGAAAAAGGGUAAUGUUUCCAAGAUAAUUAUGAUGAUUAUAGCGUUUUCUAUCAUGCUUCCAAGUCUAACGGGUUACAAGUUUACUCAGAUGAACAGAAUACCACUUAUCGCUAGAAAUGACGAAGGUAACAUCAUGUAUUUUAGUGGUGGGACAGGUUGGCAAUUUGGUUUAGAAAUGUUUACCGUCUCUCUGAUGUAUAUUGGGAUGGGAGUGCUAUUUAUUAGCUUAAUAAUAUUGAAAUCUGAUUUUAUCCAAGAGAAAAUAAACGAAAAAGUGGAUAGUCUAUUGACUCUUCUUUUCGGUUAUGCCUUGUUCUAUCUCUUCUCAUAUUAUAUUAGUUGUUUCGACAUCAAAUCUCCAGGGUAUGCAUAUGGGUAUUAA